AGCUGAGGGACGCCGGCCUAGGGCGAGGCGAGCCGGGGAAGACCCCGGCUGCCCGAACCUUGCUGGCCGCCUGAGGGCGGGAGUCGCCUCCCUGGGCCGCGACCUUCCGCCGCGCCCGGCGUGCGCACUGGCGAUCUGCCCGGGGCCAGGCUGGAAGGAGGGCGGUUUCUAGAGAGGACGAGUUCUGGAACCCCAAACCUACACCCCAACCUUGCCCUCACCUCCCUCUCUGACGUGCCCCCAGCAUCUGUCAGGCGUGCCUUGCACUCCCGACGGCCGAAGUGAGGAUGCUCUUCAUGCAUCUUAAAAAGCAGAAACAAGGAACAAAAGAGAAGCUGUAGUAUCUAAUAUGUGUAACACACCAACUUACUGUGACCUAGGAAAGGCUGCCAAGGAUGUCUUUAACAAAGGGUAUGGGUUUGGCAUGGUCAAAAUAGAUCUGAGAACCAAGUCUUGUAGUGGAGUGGAAUUUUCUACUUCAGGUCAUGCUUAUACUGAUACAGGGAAAGCAUCAGGCAACCUAGAGACCAAGUAUAAGGUCUGUGACUACGGACUCACCUUCACCCAAAAGUGGAACACAGACAAUACUCUUGGGACAGAAAUCUCUUGGGAGAAUAAGUUGGCGGAAGGGUUGAAACUGACUCUUGAUACCAUAUUUGUACCAAACACAGGAAAGAAGAGCGGGAAAUUAAAGGCCUCAUUUAAACGUGAUUGUUUUAGUAUUGGCAGUAACAUUGAUAUAGAUUUUUCUGGACCGACCAUCUAUGGCUGGGCUGUGUUGGCCUUUGAAGGUUGGCUUGCUGGCUAUCAGAUGAGUUUUGACACAGCCAAAUCCAAAUUGUCUCAGAAUAAUUUUGCUCUUGGUUACAAGGCUGCAGACUUCCAACUGCAUACUCAUGUGAAUGACGGUACUGAAUUUGGAGGCUCCAUCUAUCAGAAAGUUAAUGAGAAGAUUGAAACGUCAAUAAACCUGGCAUGGACAGCUGGCAGCAACAACACUCGUUUUGGCAUCGCUGCUAAAUAUAAGCUGGAUUGUAAAACUUCUCUAUCUGCCAAAGUAAAUAAUGCCAGUUUAAUUGGACUGGGUUAUACGCAGACCCUCCGACCAGGAGUCAAACUGACCCUGUCAGCUUUAAUAGAUGGAAAGAACUUCAAUGCAGGAGGUCACAAGGUUGGAUUGGGAUUUGAACUGGAAGCUUAAUGUGAUUUUGAGUAGAACAUCAUUUGUCCCUGGAAGUCAAGAGAAGUGAACCCACUAUGUUUUGGCCUUAAAAUUCUGUGAAAUUUCAAAAGUGUGAACUUUUUAUUCUUCCAAAGAAUUGUAAUCCUUCCCACACUGAAGUCUAGAGAUUACAAAUCCAUCCUAAGAGAGGUCCUUGAAGGCAUGCCUGGAGAUUGUCAUGUUUGUGCCACAUUUCAGUUGAGUUCUGCAGUGUUAAUUUAAAUAUGUUCCUCAGCAACAACGUAGUGUCAUGUUAAAGAAAAUGAUCUGACUCCCCAGUUUGUACAUCACGUCCUGCAUGUCCCACUCCACUUUUCCAUGACCUUUGGUUCUAGCGAUCUCUGCUGUAGUGAAGUCUUUGGUUUUGCAUCAGAGUGAAAUAAACCCAUCACAUUUGGAA
Molecule: messenger RNA, 1622 nt
Organism: Peromyscus eremicus (cactus mouse)
Lineage: Eukaryota; Metazoa; Chordata; Mammalia; Rodentia; Cricetidae
Gene: Vdac3
Product: voltage dependent anion channel 3
Exons: 9
Coding region: 350-1201 (283 amino acids)
Biological process (GO): monoatomic anion transmembrane transport
Cellular component (GO): mitochondrial outer membrane
Molecular function (GO): voltage-gated monoatomic anion channel activity
Source: RefSeq, a predicted model, not a curated record